Messenger RNA from Callithrix jacchus (white-tufted-ear marmoset), 14356 nucleotides. The record is from RefSeq and is a predicted model, not a curated record. NCBI's taxonomy places the organism in Eukaryota, Metazoa, Chordata, Mammalia, Primates, Cebidae.
AUGCAGGGGGCUUCCUUUACUGUCUUAUUGGCUGGGUCACACCACAUGCUCAUCCCUGAACCAGAAGAGGAGGAGGAGGAAGAAGAAGAAGAGGAGGAGGAAGAAGAAGAAGAGGAGGAGGAGGAGGAGGAGGAGGAGGAGGAAGAAGAACAACAAGAAGGAGGAGGAGGAGGAACAGGAGGAGCAGCAAAGGCAGAACUUGACUUAAAAGUGGCUUCAGAGGAAAGGCAAGAACGUCUUGAAGGAAGCGGAAACCAACAGCCGCAGGAUUGUCAAAGUUAUGGAAAAAAGAAGGAUGUGAAGUCUGAAAACGGCGUGUUGAAGAAAAAUAGUGCCAAACUGAGACGAAAAGUGUGCGCAGUAAAAAAUGCCAAUCUCAAAAGGGAAAAGGAAUAUAUUCGGAAAAUCAGAAGAAUUGGAGAAACAAAUACUAACUUUCAAAAAAGUAUAGGACUCAAGGAGGAAAUGAUAGCAAAAACAAUGUCGCAGUAUUGUCAACAGCUUGAUGAUCUCAAAGCUGAGAAUACAAGGCUGAAUUCAAAAUUGAAGAAGGAAAAACACAGCAAGAAAAGACUGGAAGCCGAAAUGGAAUUCCUCUAUUCUAGACUGGCUGCUGCUGUAAAUGUGCACAAAGAAAGUGUGCAGAGGAAGGACCUAGAGCUCACUUUACAAAGAGCAAAAGAUGUUCAUGUGCAAGAAGUAAUACGUUCUAAUAUUUCUCAACUAGAAGAUAAGAAUAAGUUGCUUACUGUACUACUUUCUAAAGCUCGAAGGAAGUUUAAUACCUUAAAAGGUAUGCUCCACAAGACAAGAGAUGCUCUCAGGGAAAAAACAUCGGCUUUAGAAAGUGUAGAGAUGGACCGAAGGCAAGCACAGCGUCGAAUAAAGGAAAUGAAACAGAUACGUCUAAAUGAGGAAGCUAAAAAGAAGCAAUUCAUGGUAAAGCAGAACAGUGAGGAGAGAAUAUGUCAACUAGAACGCAAAAAUCUCUUGCUUAUACAACAUCUAGAGGUUGCUCGUAAGGAAGGCAAUAAUAAAGAGAUAGUAAUUAAUGUCGAAAGAGACUGUCUUGAGAGUGGACGGGAAGCUUUUCUAGAAGAGAAAAAUAAGGAAUUAAUGAAUGAACGUAAUUAUUUAAAAGAAAAACUGUUUCAGUAUGAAAAAGAAGAAGCAGAAAAACCUGAAAGACUAAAUGAAGAAUUAAGAAAAGUUUUUGAGUUAAUAUCAUCACUGGAGUAUAAUGUGAAUCAAACAACAAAGAAAAAUAAUGAAUUAGAAGAAGAGAGAACUGGAUAUAAGAAACUCCUAGAGAUGACAAUAAAUAUGUUAAAUGUAUUUGGAAACGAAGAGUUAAGUUUCCAUGGAGACUUAAAAACAGAUCAAUUGAAAAUGGAUAUUCUGCUUAAUAAGCUAAAACAUAAGUUGGAUGAUCUUAUAGCAGAGAAGGAAGUUCUAUCUUCAAAACAUGCCAGUUUGGCUGAAGACAAUCAGGUUAUUCAGCAGGAGUUAUUAUCUAUGAAAAAAGUGCAACAGGAAUGUGAAAAACUUGAGGAGGAUAAAAAGAUGUUAGAAGAAGAAAUAUCAAAUCUUAACACACAUAUGGAAAACAAUAUGAUAGAAUUUGAUACAGUACAAGAAUAUAAAUCAGUGCUAGAAGAAAUGGCAAAGCAGGCAUUAGAAAAAUUAGAAGAAACCCAUUUACAGAAAGAAGCAGAAUAUGAAAAACAUUUAGAGCAGUUAAACAAGGAUAAGGCAGCUUCACUAAAUAAGAAGAAACUCGCACUCCACCACGUGAAAUGUGAACUCUCCAAAAUGGAAACUGCUUAUGAAAAGGUUACAACCGAAUUAGAAGAAUAUAAGGAAGCCCUUGCAUUAACAUUAAAAGCUAACACUUCCAUUUCAAAAAAAUGAAUGAAGUGAAGCUGGAUUGUGAAGAACAAAUAAUUAGAAGAACAAAGAAAACUGUUGCUGUAUUGCAGUCUUGCUCCUGUCUACUUUCUUCUCUAAAAUCCACUGAUAAACCACAUCUAAUGAAGAGACUAUCUAAACCAUAAAAUCUUAAGGAAAAAGCAUAUGAUUUAAAAAGCCCUGGCAUGAGUGAUUUUCUUAGAAGCAGAGGUGGCUCCAACAAGGAAGCCCAGGCGAGCCCUCCCCAGCGUGUGCCCUUUGUCCCCAACAGAAGAACCGCGGCUGCAUCCACUGAGGCAGGUUCCCAUUUUGAUGGGUUGUGUCACCCUGUGAUGUUGCCGUUGCUGAGCUCCCAUAGCCUGUGUCAUGGAGCAGUGAGAGACACACAGCAGUGUCUGUGACUGGUUCUGAACGCAGAACUGUUUUCUAGGCAAGAGGCACAUCUCAGCACAGCUGACUGAUUAGGCUCAGCAAGGCCAUUCUGUAUCUCCUCUGGACACCCCCAGGACCACCCAGGAAAACGCCAUCAGGGCCCUGUCACCAGGCCCAGUUCAAUGCCAUGAUGACCAAGAUGAAUGUCCAGAGACAAAUCCCCGGCAUGAUGCCUGCAUCUGACCACCCUUGGUGGGUAGUGACCAGCACCACAUGGAAGAAGCCAGGGCGGCAUGCAGCCAGCUGGGCCUUGGGAAGUUACUCUGAAAGGGGAAGAUGGUCACUUUGAGGUCCCUGAAGGAAAGAACACGGCAUCCUAACAACCCUAACAGCCAGCAGCAUGCCAUACAUCCUCUCACCCAACCAGUGGGACAGAGGCCCCCUCCUGGGACACAUGACCCUUACCUAAAGGAUCCUGGCCCAGUUGGGCCUCAUCCUGAGCCCUGGAGGGGAGGGGCACCAUGGCACCCCAGCAACAGCCAGGAUUAUCACCCAGGGGACUCAGCCUUCGGUGGCCCUGGCCAGACUUAAAAUUUGACCCAAGACAGGACAAGCUCACUCAGAGCAGCAUGUCAGUACCUGGAACCUGUGCAUGCCAAAGCUGACUCAAAGAGCAACCAGCCACCUCUGCAAGGGUGUGUUUGGAGCAGGUGGACCAGUCACCAACCUCACCCACUCAGGGAAGCAGGGAGGCCAGGUUCCGACAGCCUGAGUGGCCACCACCUGAUGAGUAAUGGAGAGAAGGCCUGAGGAAAAGCAGAUGGCACUGGGGCCCUACCUCCGGGCAUAAUAACUGAUUUAUCCUGACUGGCAGUGAGUAAGGUUGGUGGCUGGUCCACCUGCUCCUGGCACACCCUUGCAGAGGUGGUUGGUUGCUCUUUGAGCCAGCUUGGCCUUGCCUGGCAUGCACGGGCCUCAGUGCAACAACUAUGAUGCAAAUGGAGCCACACAGAGGACGUGAGCAGCAGGCUCAGGAGCAGGGUGUGCGCUGCCUUUGGGGCUCCAGUCCAUGCAUCAGGGCUCAUACAGCAUUGUGGGCUUUUUGGGUGCCAAGAGGCAGACAACAGGCCAUCUUGAGGAGAACUUUAUGUUCAAGAGCAGAAGGGCCCAAUCAGGUGGAUGAACCACACAGCCAGCUUCUGGGCAUGGGCACAGUGCCACACCUUCCUUCACUUCUUGACAUGCCCCACCAGCACUGAAGAGACAGUCUGGAGACAGGGCAAGAGGAAGACAGAAAAAUGAGAUGGUGAGUGCCAUCUUCUUCUUGACCCCAAGCCCACCGGCAGGGUGGCUCUCAGUCUUUAGGAGUGGGAGAGCAAGAUUGACAGUCUUGAGUGCUUCACCAAGACGAUGGACAGCAGGACACUCAGAUCAACAUCACAGCUGGUGAGUCGACGUGGAAGCAGAUGAUGGUGACAGACUUUAAGAAGAAGAAUCAGCAGGUGAUCAGUUCUUCAGCCUCAGCCAGGCCUUGAAGCUGGAGCAGGCCAUCCACUUAACCAGAGGUGCCUUCAACACCAUCAGUGAGAUCUUUGCUGAUCAUCCCAGGCAGGACCCUGGGACCAGUCAUGGACCUAUUCGUGCUCUCUCAGGGACACCUGGCCAACAUCCUGGACAUCAUCCACAUCCAUAAGGAAGCUCUUACCAAAGUCACGGAGAGCAGGCAACAUGUGGCAGAAGGGAAGACAGACAUGCAGAGGCCGAGGAUGUCAGGAUCACAGGAACAGGAUUUCUUUGGCCACUUUGGCUGAAAUUCAUCACUUCCCUUCAACUCACGUGAGAGACUUGAAGUCACAGAUGCAGCAUUUCUUUCAACAAAAGAUACUAUUUUUUCAAAAAGUCAACCAGGAAUUGAUAGUGUUGAACGACCAGAUAUUUGACUGUGGACUUUCUCCAGUUCAAGGAUACUUUAUACCGCAGAAUAAUAACACUGUCAGUGAGCCAGCGCCAGCUGUCGGUGGUAGUACAAGCGUGGUUUUGUGCUCAGCUGAAACCCAGCUGAACACAGAGUUGUGUAGGAAACAGUUAAUAUGGUGAUAGAAUAGAAACAGCAGCAAACAUUAACUAAAUCACGCUGUAAAUGCCUACACUACCACUGUUACUCUCCAAGAAUGAUAAUACCACUUACCUUACUGCUUUUUGACGUAUGAGUAUUUUAGUGUGUAUGCUGUACACCUCAAACCCUAUGAAGAGUCUCGAAGAAGCUGGUGGGAUAAAGCCUGCUGUGGAUGUCUUUAUACUCAAAGACUGAUGAUGCAAUUCGAGUAUGCAUCCCACCAAAUCCCAUGUCGAGUUAUACUUCCUAAUGGUGAAGGCAGAAUCAGCUGUCAGGUGAUUGAAUCGUGAAGGCAAAUUUCUCAUGAGUGAUUUAGCACUGUCCCCUUGCUACUGUCCUCAUCGUUAUCAGUGACUUCACCUGAGAUCUGGUCAUUGAAAACAGUGUCAUCCGCUCCACUCUCCGAGUUUUCCUCUUGCCAUGUGAGACCACUCACUCUUUUUUUGCCUGCCAAGAUGAUUGAAAGAUUUCUAAGGCCUCCCAGAGGCAGAAGCCACUGUGUUUCCUGUCCACCUUGUAGAACCGUGAGCCAAUUAAUCCUCUUUUUCAAAAUAAAUCAUACAGAAAAAGGCAGAUGAAGAUGAAAGCUUUGCUACAAAGAUACCUGAAAAUGUGGAAGCAGCUUUGGAAUUAGGGAAUGGGCACAGGUUGGAAGAGUUUGGAGGGCUCAAAAGAAGACAGACAGAUGAUAAAAUGUUUGGACCAUCUUGGAGAUGGGUAAAUGGUUGUGCCAAAAAUGCCGACAGAGACACGGACAAGGGAAGGGCGGGCCGAGGAGGUCGGAGAAGGAAACCACGCUUUCUGGAAGAUGUCUUCCUGUUGGUCCGAAGGACAGCACCCCUUACUUGCCGAAUUCCGAAGGCCACCGGGAGCGAGUUCUCAGCCUUUCCCAAGCCCUGGCUACUGAGGCGACGCAGUGGCACAGAAUGAUGACGGAUGGAAAUUUGGACUCCCAGGGAGACCCUCUCCUACGUGUGCCGCUGCCUCCGUCGGACCCCACGCGCCAGGAGACCCCUCCACCCAGAUCUCCCCCGGUGGCUAAUUCGGGUUCCACCUGGCUCUUUCGCCGAGGCAGUGGGCGUGGCGGAGGCCCCGCCCCCUGGGGGCUCACGUGGGAUGCCGGGAUCGCCCCUCCGGUCCUGCCCAAGACGAGGGGACGUGGCCCUCGCGCGUCACUCUUCUACAGUCCAGCUUUUAACCCUCCCAAACACGGCAGCCAAUCGGAGCGUGAGGACGUGACCGGAGGUACCACCGGAGAGAUGUGGGACCACUCAGGGCAUCAGGGGGCGUGGUCUGGUCCCUGUCGCCGGCCCGGGACGGGAAUGAUUUCUAUGGCCAAAGUUUGGUUUUCUCAACACUGUUUACAUUUGGAUUAAAACUAUGAACUUGUAGUCAAUAACUUUCUUUCUGUCUGUUCGGGGUUGUGGCGCUGGAGUCUCUGAUGGGCAGAGCCGGAGUUGUGGACUCCUGGGUCCUGAGAGAGGAGGGGACAGGGGCCUUGAACUUACAGGGCCUUGGACUUUUAGGUCUCUGAGAGGAAGGGAUGGAGAAGCUGAUCCCUCAGUCUGAGGGAGAAGGGGCUGGGGGCCUGGACCCCCUGAAUCUGAGGGAGGAGGGCCUGGAGCUCCUGGAUUCCUGAGUCUGAGGGAGGAGGCCAGUGUCUGAGGGAGGAGGGACUGGGGACAAACCCAGGUCUCCAGCCUUCCUAGCAACGCCCCCCGGGGCCGGACUUCCAGGAUCCAGCCCCUAUUGAUGGUUUGAUGCAACGCUUUCACGGGGCUUUGGAGGUAGACAGAGGCGCAGAGUAGAGAGACGGACAGAGACCGACGGACACGGGAUGGCCACGGGAACGCACUACGCCGGGAAGGUGGUGGUUGUGACCCGGGGCGCGCGCGGACUCGGAGCCGGGAUCGUCCGCGCCUUCGUGGACAGCGGGGCCCAAGUGGUUAUGUGCGACAAGGAUGGCAUCCGCAUUCCCUCUUCUUUUCCUUCCUCUCCUGGCUCCACUGGACCCAUCAGAGGUUUCCACCUAGUGUCACUCACACAUAGGUCUUCCGUGAUUGGCAAGCAGGUCAUGUGUUCCUCAUCUCCCACCUCUCCAAGGCUCUUAGCACAUCUGACAUGUGAAUGGAAAUGAAUAAAAGUCCCUCAAAGUGGGUCAACUGUAACGGAUUUUUCUUUCUCUUUUGUUUUUUUGGAGAUGUCGCCCAGGCUGGAGUGCAAUGGUGCGAUAUCGAUUCACUGCAACUUCCACCUCCCGGGUUCAAGCGAUUCUCCUGUCUCUGCCUCCCGAGUAGCUGGGAUUGCAGGCGCUUGCCACCAUGCCAAGCUAAUUUUUAUAUAUUUAGUAGAGACAGGGUUUCACCAUAUUGGCCAGGCUGGUCUCGAACUCCUGACCUCAGGUUAUCUGCUCACCUCCGCCUCCCAAAGGGCCCCCAGCCCCUCCUUCCUCAGACCCAAGAUUCCAGGCUCCCAGCUCCUCCUGGGUUGGAAUUCCAGGUGUGAGCCACCGCACCUGGCCUGUAACCAAUUUUUCUCCCUUGUUUCUGUUUCUGGGUUCCUAUUUCCUCCUUUUCAUUUUUUUUUUUUUUUUUGAGAGGGAGUUUUGCUCUUUGUUGCCCAGGCUGGAGUGUAGGGGUGCCAUCUCGGUUCACUGCAACUUCCACCUCCUGGGUUCAAGCCAUUCUCCCAAGUAGCUGGGAUUACAGGCACCAGCCGCCACAGCCAGCUAAUUUUUGUAUUUUUAGUAGCAACGGUGUUUCACCAUGUUGGCCAGGUUGGUCUCGAACUCCUGACCUCAGGUGAUCUGCCCGCCUCAGCCUCCCAAAGUGCUGGGCCACCACGCACGGCCCCUAUUUCUUUCUUUCUCAAUCAGUAUCUCUCUGUUUCCUGCCCCACUUGGGUAACUGUCUCCUACACUCUAUCUGAACCCUUGUCAACCCCCACCCCCUGACCUUGGAAUGAUGACUGCACUGUGGCUCUGACCAGCCCCCUAUCUCCUUCCUGUCUGCUACUCGCCUGCCAUGUCUGCUGAUCUCGGUACUCCUUCUUCCUCUAGCUCUUGUCCCCUGAGCUGGGAGUCCAGCUUUCCCCUCCUGCCUUGCAUUUGGCAACCCUGUCUGCCUUAUGGCUGGACACCUCAUCUAUUGCUCAUUCAAAGGACAUUUCCUGGGUAAGGUGUGGUGCCUGUAAUCCCAGCAUUUUGGGAGGCUGAGGUGGGCAGAUGACUUGAGGUCAGGAGUUCGAGACCAGCCUGGCCAACAUGGUGAAAACCCGUCUACUAAAAAAUAUAAAAAAUUAGCUGGCUGUGGUAAUCCCAGAUGUCGGGGUCUGGCACGUCUGCCCCCCGGACCGACCUUCGGGAGUCCCCGAGACCGCCAACGUAGAUGUCUCGUUCAACCUGAGAGAGACGGUGCGCGGAAAAGAAAGAAUACAGAAAAGUAGAGUCUGGAGGGCUGCGUGAAGAUUAUGGCCAAAACGCAGCAAAUUUAUUUUUGUGGGUUACAGCUUUUAUACCUUUUUUCUUGUUUACAUUUACCUUAUCUCAGCAGAAAGAAAGAAAGGGGUAGACAGAAAGGAAACAGAAACUCCAUAAAAAAUAGUUAUCAGGGGCUUGUGAUAUCCGCUCAGAAAGCAGUUUAAGGGGGCUAGUGGUAGUAGUUUACAUUUCAAAGAUUUUACAUUUCAAAGAUACAAUGGCGCCCUUAAGGUGGCUGGUUAAACCUGUUUUUCACCAGGAGCUAAAACAAAGGCUUGGCUCCAGGGAAAAUAUGGGCAGAGGUCUCUGCCCCUCUUAGGCAUCUCAAUUGCAGCAAGUUUAUUGCUUACACAGAGACUGAAGGGGGACAUGGAAGCAGACAGCACAAUGUCCUCAUAAACUGCAGGCCUUUGCUUUGCCUUCUGUUGUUGCUUUUAGUGAGUCAGCUCACGGCCCUUUGUCUCACUUGACAGCCCUCGAGGUGGGGAAAUGCAGACAGGUCCAGCAGCCAAACUGGGGCGAGUCAACUAGCUGUCUCGAGCCCUUGGCGCGAACACCACACCCAGCUACUCAGGAGGCUGAUGCAGGAGAAUCACUUGAACCUUGGAGGCAGAGGUUGCAGUGAGCCAAGAUCGCACCACUGCACUCCAGCCUGAGCAACGAGGAAAAAAAAACAGAAAACAAGAAAAUGAAAAAAUCAAAGAACAUUUCCUUUCUCCUCAGACUCUGGUUUCUGAGACCAUCUGCCGAUUUGGCCGCCUGGAUUGUGUUGUCAACAAUGCUGGCCACCUCCAUUCUGCAGGGCGCAGUAGCUCACACCUAUAAUUCCAGCACACUGGGAGGCCAAUGCAAGUGGAUCACGAGGUCAUGAGAUCAAGACCAUCCUGGCUAACAAAGUGAAACCCCGUCUCUCCUAGAAAUACAAAAAAUUAGCCAGGCCUGGUGGCUCGAGUCUGUAUUCCCAGCUACUCAGGCGGAGGCAAGAGAAUUGUUUGAACCCAGGAAACCGAGGUUGCAGUGAGCGAAGAUCGUGCCACUGCCUGAGACAGAGCAAUACUCUGGCAUCUCAAAAAAGACAUCUAAAAAACAAAAGAAAAGAACCUAUAAUAAACCUGGUUCAAUUUGAUUUUCAGGUAAAUUGUAAAUUGUCAUUUGUAUAAAUAUAUUUCAGUAAUUGUUUACACAUACACCAAUAUGUAAAUAUUGCAUAGCUAUACUAAAAAGUUAUUUGCUGUUUAACCCAAAAUUUAUAUGUAACUGUGCCUUCCGUAUUUGGUGAAUCUGCCACAUCUGCCAUAAAAGCACUUUUUAAUUUGGAACAUGUUACAAUAUAGGAAAACAGGAUAAAAAUCGUUAAACAUCAUAUAGAGGCCAGGUACUGUGGCUCAUGCCUGUAAUUCAGGUGUUUUUGGUGUGCGACCCCCUUGUAGACCCCUGCCCGGUACCCGACCCCAAAUAACAGCUCGAGAGUUGGAAGCAGAGUUCAGGUUUAUUGGGACCAGCGGGCAGGCCAGAAAAGGAAGGAGAUCGGGGCUGGCUGCGACUGCGCAGCUGGGGUAGGAGGGUUUUAUAGGGGGGUGGACGGGGCGUGGACACAGGGCUGGUGGAGUGUCGUGGGAGCUUAGGAUAGGCUGUCCGUCUCUGGGCAGACUGCUGAGGAGGCUCAGAGGGUUACGUGUCAGUUCAGGAUAGGCCGAGGCUUGGCGGGCUUUCCUGCUGCGAUGAUUGGCUGCUUGUUGUUGCUGGGCAGAACAGAGCAGGCUUGGCGGGCUUUUCUCAGGGCAGCAGGAAGCCUGGGGGGAGGGUGGGGGCAAGAAACCUGGGGGAAAGAUGGCGGGACUUUCUACCAAACAUUUGGGAGGCAAAGGUGGGAGAAUCACUUGAGGACAGGAGUUUGAGACCUGCCUGGGCAACAUAAUGGGACACCAUCUCUACAAAAAAGAAUCUAAAACUAGCCACUGUGGUGGUGUGUACCUGUAGUCGCAGUUACAAAGGAGGCUGACAGCUAAGAAAUUUUGAGUGUGGCCUGAGCAAUGAUUAUGACAUUACAUUCUGGCCAAGACAACAGAGGACAAUUGCUUAAUUAAAAAAAUUUAAUCUCAGGACACUUUGGGAAGUCAAGAGGGGCUGAACACUUUAAUUCAGGGGUUUGAGACCAGACUGGACAACAUGGCAAAACCCUGUUUCAAAAAAAAGAAAAUAAAACUACCUGGGUAUCAUGACGCUUUUUUUUUUUCAAGAUGGAGUCUUACUCUGUCGCCCAGGCUGGAGUGCAUUGGCAUGAUCUUGGGUCAGUACAACCUUAGCCUCCUGAGUUCAAACUAUUCUCCUGCCUCAGCCUCCAGAGUAGCUGAGAUUACAGGCAUGCACAACUAUACCUGGUUAAUUUUUGUAUUUUUUAUAAUACAUAAAAUUUUUGUUUCAGAGAAAAUCAACUAUUACUUUUGUAUUAGUGUAUUAUCUAUACAAAGCUAAUUCUAAUAAAACUUUAUAAAUAAGCCUGUAAGUAAUCCCAUUACUUUGGGAGGUGAGUCUGAGGCAGCUGGAUCACCUGAGGUCAGGAGUUCGAGACCAACCCGGCCAACAUGGUGAAAGCCCAUCUCUACUAAAAAUACAAAAAAAAUUAGCCAGACAUGGUGGUAGGCGCCAGUAAUCCCAGCUACUCAGGAGACUAAGGCAGGAGAAUCGCUUGAACCCAAGAGGAGAAGGUUGUUGUGAUCCAAGGUUACACCAUUGCACUCUAUCCUGGGUAACAAGUGUAAAACUUUGUCUCAAAACAAAUAAACUGUCACGCAUGUCACUCAUGUAAAGAGACCACCAGACAGGCUUUGUGUGGGCAACAGGGGCAUUUAUUUCAUGCUUGGGUGCAAGCGGGCCAAGUCCAAGAAAGGACUUAGGCAAAGUGGGUAGCAGAGGGGAUUGGUUAUAUAGGUUAGAGUAAUGGUCAGCUAAAGGUGGUAAUCUAUAUUGGGGAAAUCGAGGAUGUCACGGAUGCACAUCAAGGGUGGGGGUCGGUCAGUAAUCUAUCUUAGGGCAUCAUGGGAUGCAUGAUCACAAGGUAGGGUCAUUUAUUCCAAUUAGGCAUGAUCAUAAGGGUAGGGAGUAUUGGCUGCAGUCAGAGUCGGGGUGCUGUAGAUUACAUAGUUACAGGGGUGGGGGGUCAUCAGAAACAAUGUCCUGGGGAAAUUUUUGCAAGGCUGAACAGGAACAAUGGGUACAGGUUUCCAGAGCCAUUAGUUGAAGCAGGAACAAGUUGUUUUACUUCUUGCUGUGGCCACCUGGUUAGUCGUGGUUACUUCAGACUUUCUGGCUCCUGGGGACUUUCCAGAGGUGUAUGUGUGGGUCACCAAGGCUGAAGUGGACAGGCCUGGACUUAGAGACCUAACACACAAAAAAAAAACUUUAUAAAUAAAUCAACCAAAUUUGUCAUUUUUGACCACUCUAGAUUAACACACAUGGUUUUUUGUUUGUUUGUUUGUUUUGAGAUGGAGUUUCGCUCUUGUUACCCAGGCUGGAGUGCAAUAGCGCGAUCUCGGCUCACUGCAACCUCCGCCUCCUGGGUUCAGGCAAUUCUCCUGCCUCAGCCUCCCAAGUAGCUGGGAUUACAGGCACACGCCACCAUGCCCAGCUAAUUUUUUGUAUUUUGAGUAGAGACGGGGUUUCACCAUGUUGACCAGGAUGGUCUCGAUCUCUUGACCUCGUGAUCCACCUGCCUCAGCCUCCCAAAGUGCUGGGAUUACAGGCUUGAGCCACCGGGCCCGGCCUACUACAUACAUGUUUUACAAUCUUUUUUUAUUUUUAUUUUUUGAGAAGUAACCUUGCACUUUCUAGGCUGGAGUGCAGUGGUGUGAUCUCGGCUCAUUGCAACCUCCGCCUCCCAGGUUCAAGAGAAUCAAUCUCUUGCCUCAGCCUCCUAAGUAACUGGGAUUACACGCGCACCCUACCACGUCCGGCUAAUUUUUAUAUUCUUAGUAGAGAUGGGGUUUUACCAGGUUAAUCAGGCUGGUCUCAAACUCCUGACCUUGUGAUCUCUAAGCCUUGGCCUCCCAAAAUGCUGGGAUUACAGGCCUGAGCCACUGCGCCUGACCACUUGUUUCUUUUUAAAGUUUGGCUACUAGAAAAUUCAAAAUUAGGCCGGGCGCGGUGCCUCAAACCUGUAAUCCCAGCACUUUGGGAGGCCGAGGUGGGUGGAUCACGAGGUCAAGAGAUCGAGACCAUCCUGGUAAACAUGGUGAAACCCCGUCUCUACUCAAAAUACAAAAAAUUAGCUGGGCAUGGUGGCGCGCGCCUGUAAUCCCAGCUACUCAGGAGGCUGAGGUAGGAGAAUUGCCUGAACCCAGGAGGCGGAGGUUGCAGUGAGCCGAGAUCGCGCUAUUGCACUCCAGCCUGGGUAACGAGUGAAACUCCGUCUCAAAACAAAAGCAAAAACAAAAAAAAAACGAAAAUUCAAAAUUCACAUGGGGCUCACAUUUUAUUUCAGAUGAUUACCUCAUUCUUAAAAUCUCAGGCUACUCAAAGGACCAUAAGCGAAAAACGUAAAAAAGCUGACAUUGUGCCAGGCCUGGUGGCUCACGCCUCUAACCCCAGCAUUUUGGGAGACCGAGGAGGGCGGAUCAUGAGAUCAGAAGUUUGAGACCAGCCUGACCAACAUGGUGAAACCCCGUCUCUACAAAAAAAAAUACAAAAAUUAGCCAGGUGUGGUGGCGCAUGCCUAUAAUCCCAGCUACUCAGAGGGCUGAGGCAGGAGAAUUGCUCGAACCUGGGAGGCGGAGGUUGCAGUGAGCGGUGAUCGCGCCAUUGCACUCCAGCCUGGGCAACAAGAGCAAAACUCCAUCUCUUAAAAAAAAAAGGCUGACAUUUUAAAACAUUUGUUAUUAUAUAUUUUUAAAAUUUGUAUAUAGCCAUAUGAUAUAUUAUUUACAAAUGCAUAUGACGUUAUACUCAAGGUUGAAUGCAAAUACCCCCUGGGGUGGUCCUAGCUCAGCUCAGGGAGGAACCCCUGCCUGAAAAAACUGCAGCCUAGGCUGUCACUCUUCAUUCAGCCCAGUAUCUAAUCACAUCUUCUGUCACUCAGGGCCUGAGGGGGUGGGGUUUUAAACGUUAUCCAAUGAGCAACGCUGGGCUGGGAACUGUCCAAUCAAGCAGGCAGCUGAAGCGGACAGGGCGGCUUCCUGCGUGUGGUGGUUCCUUUGUCUCCCCCUGAAGCUGGAGCUCCAGGUCUCCUCUUCACUGCGCUGUGUGCUCUGCUCCUAAAGGCGCACGCUUUGUGGCCCUGUCGUGGUAUUGGGAGAUCCACAGCUAAGAGGCCGGGACCCCCUGGAAGCCUAGAAAUGGUGAGAGUGCCGGCCCGACUUCCUGAGGAGCCAGGAUGGCAUUAUCUUGGGCUGCUUAUUCUGGUUAUUACCGGUAAGCAAAGGCUAGCAACUCUGGCAGUUACUGAUCAGAGAAGGACGAACCGAGAUAUGGAAUGUAUCCUCUAAAGGGAGCAAGUGGAUAUCCUGAGGCUGACAGCAAUCUUCUGGUGUACUGUUAUUUUGAAAGGUAACCCCUUGAGAUGUCAAAAUUGUCUUCGGGAUUAGCCUGACUAACAUGGAGAAACUGCGUCUCUACCAAAAAUACAAAAAUUAGCUGGGUGUGGUGGUGCGUGCCUGUAAUUCUAGCUACUCAGGAGGCUGAAGCAGGAGAAUCUCUUGAAUCUUGAAUCUCUUGAGGUGAAGUUUGUGGUGAGCCAAGAUUGUGCCAUUGCACUCAGCCUGGACAACAAGAGCAAAACUAUCUCAAAAAAAAAAAAAAUUGUCUUCUACAAACCCAGAUUUGAUUUCUUGGAGACAAAUUGUUGGUCAGCCAAUCAGAUGCUGGUAAUGAGGCAAAAACACAGGAAUAAUUUCUGCCCUCUAAGUUAUCUAAGGGAACAGAAAAAUAGUGAAAUAAAUAUGGUAAAAGUGAAAGAGUUAAAAAAAAAAUUCGUGACCAAAAAAAAAAAUAGUAUCCCAAAAGACAGACAACAAAACCAACAAGAAACUCACUCUAGUAAGAUGGUGUAAGAGCUUGUAAAGUCAAAUGCGCCUAGGGCAGUUACCAAGAAAUGGUGCCAUGUCUCCUGAAUGAGUGGUUCUUGAGCACAUAAGUGAGCAACAGUACCUGUAACCACUGUAACCACAUCCUGCUUGGCAAGUCUACCUGCUAUUGUGGAUACCCUCCUUGGUAAUUGGUUGUAUGGAAAGUUCCCCUGCUACCCCCUUAGUAAUUGCAUGGAAAUACCCUUAGCAAUCAACAAUCCUGGGAACCUCCUUUCCCUGGGUUACCAGCUUCCCUAUCUAACUUACUUGUUCUGCUUCUGUAAAAUUCUGCUUCAGCUAGGCUCCCACUCCCCUACCUAAAUCAAGGUAUAAAGGGGAAUCAAGCCCCAUCCUCGGGCCGAGAGAAUUGUGAGCAGUAGCCAUCUCUUGGUGGCUGGCAAAUAAAGGACUCUUAAUUUGGAA